AUCUCUCCACACUUUCCGGGUUGGUUUUUCUCCUGAAUUCUGCUACGUGGCUCGUGAAGGCAGCAUAAACAGAAUAAAUUGCCUGCUUUUGCCUCCAAGAUCUAACUUCACAGCUUCCUGGGGAAGAAAGGAACAGUUCUACAGCAGAAGACAACCUACUCCAAAUUCACCAUGAUCAGCCUGAGGACAGCUCUCCUAGCCGCCUUCAUCCUGGGGGUUUCUUAUCAAUAUGCAACAGCCAAAUCGCCUAUUCCCAAGGAAUGUUGCUUUGAUUACGUGACUGGAGCCAUUCAGCUUGCUAAACUGGUGGAUUUCUACAAUACCCCCAGCGAGUGUCACUUACAAGCUGUUGUGUUGGAGACCCGUGCUGACCGCAAGGUCUGUGCUGACCCCUCAAAGCCUUGGGUGAAGAGGGCAAUCAGAGUCUUGCAGGCAAAGAGGAAACAAACCUCACGUUCUGAGACCCAAAGAUGAAUGCUCCACCCCAAAGCCAUGCCAGACCCUAUUGCCUCCACUUGUCUCUGAACAUUUCCUGUCUUCAUUCCACAUACCUCACUGGACUGUUCUUGUUUUGGCACUGACACACAGACAGCUCAGUCCUGAGAGAGUGAGCUCUGUGCACUUACAGAAGGACACACUGUGCAGUACAGCCAGAUACGUUGUGUUUCAGACUGUAAGCGUCCUUGCAAGAACACCCACAAGCUAUAACAGACGCACAAAUAAUAAAGCUUUAUCGCUACA
This is a messenger RNA of Dermochelys coriacea (leatherback sea turtle), 741 nucleotides long. Its product is annotated as C-C motif chemokine 17-like. Gene Ontology annotation, cellular component: extracellular region. The transcript is spliced from 3 exons. Bases 172 to 474 code for a protein of 100 amino acids. NCBI's taxonomy places the organism in Eukaryota, Metazoa, Chordata, Testudines, Dermochelyidae. Gene Ontology annotation, biological process: cellular response to tumor necrosis factor; immune response; neutrophil chemotaxis. Gene Ontology annotation, molecular function: CCR chemokine receptor binding; chemokine activity. The record is from RefSeq and is a predicted model, not a curated record.